ACGAGUGCUAAAAUUAGAUUUUCAUAAUUAAGCUCAUGCAGCAUUUAUUUUUUAUUGGCCGAUGUCCUUAAUAUUUGGUUUGUUGAUACCUUCGGUGUAAAUGUAUUUGUGUACAAAUGUGAUUAAAAGUAUGUCAAGUAUGAAUAUAUGAUAAAAUGUCUAAAAACGGCGUAAGAUAAAGACAAACGGACAAUCAAUCAUGAACUUGUUUUUUCUUCUUUUUUUUCAGAAAGCAAAAAUGAAAGAUAUAGAUUCAAGACUGAAGCUGUUUCUUGGCAUGAUAUUGUUGUGCUCUUUCAUUGUUAUACAUGUACAUUUCGUGUAUAAUGAUUGCACAAUAAAGCCAUAUGUUGAACCUCAAGGAUGGUCAAGACAUCUUCCUAUGCACCUCGAUUUAGACAAUUUAACAGAAAAGGGAACUAAAGAAAAGAUUAUAGCACUUGCCAAAGUCAUUUACAGUGCUAAGAAACACGUGCGUGGGUCUAAGACUUCAUAUUAUCUGAAUAAAGCUAUUUCUAUCAUGAACAACAUUCUUGAAGAUAUCAAAGUGGAUUCUAAAAAUGUGUAUGAAAGACAAAGUGUUAAAUCUAAACAUAUAUGUGAGGAAAGUUAUAAAGGUGGAUUACACGGGUACCCAAUGUAUUAUGAAGGAUUUGUCACUGACAACUGUUCUUAUGGUGUACCGGUUUCAAAACUGGUAACUGUAAUAAAAUAUAUAGCAAAUACAAGUGGCAACGAAAGUUUACUAGCAGAUUUUAUUGAUAAUUUUAUUAUCUCAGUCGAUAGCGUUAUGAAAGACGCUAAUAUCUUAAUAGCAGUCAACACCGAAAGUUUUCCGAAUAAUUUAGUAAAUAAUUAUCGAGGGGUGAAAAUUAAUUCAUCUAAAUAUCAGUCCGAGGGAUCUGCACUGAACAGUUUGAUAAAAGAUGUAAAAACUUCAUAUGUUUUAGUUGCAAGAAAAAUGAAUACAUUCACAAACGAUUCUAGGUUAGAAAGACUAGUUAGAGAAAUAGAAAGUAUAAAUGUGACCGCUGUGGGUGGUGCGUUUCGUGAAUCAAAUGGUCAUUGGAGGAAAGGAUGUUUCCAGUCGGUGUAUAGAAAUUACACUUUGAAGUAUAUGGAGGGAUAUGAUGAAUCCUUUCAUGAAUGUUUGUUUUGUGAUUAUAUUCAAGGUCCGUUUAUAACGACUACUAAAUACUUAAUGGAAAACAAAUUCAAAAGUCUUGAAGAAAGUAAUGGAUUAUACGAAGAUUGGUUUCUCAGAAUUGCCAAGUCAGACCGGGAAACAAUUGUUUGUCCAGACUCUAUGUUUCAUAUAGAUAGCAAAAGCACUAAGUCGAGCUCAAACUGGACAGAAUUUUCUGAAUAUUGGAAUGUUUUCAAGGUCAUUACACCAAAUGGUCAGACAAUAAAUAGAAGUUGUGAAAAUGUUGAGAUAACAAUUGAACCAACGAAAGCAUUGUCACCUUGUGCAUUGAAACUAUACAGUGAUGGUAUUAAACUCAUUAUGCAAAUGUGUGAGAAAAGUGGUACCAUAUGUGAAUUUGAGGAAGGUACCGGGUUAGGAGCUGUCAAAUUAGGGAAAAAUCUCCCCUGGGACAUAGACUACGAUUUGCGAUUUUCUCUGAAAAAUUGUUCAUCAUGUCAGCAGCUUGAAAUGGCAUUUAAAAACUUUCCAAUUAAAACCGGUAAAUUCUCACCUAAAUGUUGUGAAAUUAUACAUGAGCCGAUUUUUUUCGAAAUUUAUUACAAAGGUCAAUAUGGUGACUUUGCUGGUCAUCCUGAAUUGGACAGUGAGAAGCUUGUCAAAAGUGGUAUACCUCCUACAAAAGUUUUAUUUACUGGACAAUGGUCAAAUGCCCCAAGAAACCCUGGAUUGGCUUUUAGAAAUAGAUAUGGUAGAGAGUUGUACAGACAUGCUAAUCACUGGAGGCAUACAGGACAAAAAGACCAUCGACCGAAAUAUACAACUAAUGUGUUUAUGCCAUGCAAAAGUCCAGGUGCACAUAAUUGUUUAGACAGAUACAACGGUGAUGGAAAUAUACAAUUUAAAAUGUUGCUUCCGUAAGGAGAUAAAGAUAUUUAUAUAUGCAUUGAUAAACAAAACAACAGUUCAUCUUUAAUUUUUUUUCACAUUCGAAAAGGUAUCUUUAUUUUUUAUUUCAGUCUCAUCUUUACAUGUAUACAUAAAAUUAUAUAUAUAUAUAAAACAUAAAAAAACAUAAAACAUGGAAAGCCAUUCUAAUCAGAAUUACAAGAUACUUUAUUUUCUUUUUUAACCUUCUAAGGGAGACAACUCCACAGACUAUAUCACAGCAGUUAACUGUUGUAUGCACUGAGGAAUUGUCCCCCUAGCUACGCAGAUUUCAUAUGAUCAUUAUCAUUUUCACCGACAACUAUAUAUCAUGUAUGUAAAUAUAUAUGUAUAUAAAUGUAUUUUCGAUUAACGGUGGUCAUAAAAUUUAGUGAACACACAUAUACGGAUCUAAAAUUUAAACAAAGUAACAAUGUAAAAACAUAACAAUAUAAAAAUCAUCUGAUAGAUGCAUGACAGCUCUCAAAAAUGUAUGAAGGUGUAGUUGUGCGUAACUUAUUUCGUUAUUAAUUUACUCUUGCCUAAGAUGAAAUUCAAACGUAUGAUUUACAUAAGAUCAAAUUAAUAUGAAUAGAAAUUUUAAAAAAUCUAAUUUACCUGAAUUUAUAUUAAAUAUAUGAAGAGAUAUUUGGAUUUUAAAGUAGCAUAACAAAAAGCAUAUAAUGUUUGAAAAAUGUUGACUUAAAGGUGGAUUACGAUUGGCCGAGAAAUAUCACGUGUAUAAACAGAUCAAAGAUAAGUUAAUGUCGACGCGCCCGUGAACGACGUCGCCUUAAAUGAAAUGCUUUUUUGUGGCACAUGGAAGAGCUGUUAAUAUUAACAGUUCAUAUUAUGUUGUUUUAAUUAGUUUUAUUUUGAUUCUUAAAAAUCAAGUCAACAAAUAUGUUGUUAUAUUUAUAUUUUAUAAUUUUAUUUGAAAGGCAUUAAAAUUGUGAUAUUUAUCUUUAUAAAAUGGCAGGCUCAGUUAAACAGCUUCUCUAAGCUGGUAAUACUAAAUAUCAUUGUGUCAAUUUCGGAAUUUUGGAAUUCACUGGAAGUUUCAUUUUUUUAUUUAUUAUUUAUAUUAGAUUUAGUUUUUUAUGGUAAUCACUGUUGAUUCAUUUUAGUUAAUUAUGCAUUGUUUAUUUUUUGUUAGUAAUACUGCUAUGUGAACUCUUUUUCGUCAGCAGUUUAAAGUGGUUUGUGAGGUCAAAGAGAGACUAUAUGUAUAUUUUUGUAAAUUAUAUAUUUUUCCGACAAGAAUGUGUAAUUAAUCAGUUUCUAUUUGUUUGUAUAAAAAUUGUUAAUAAGAUAACAUGUGGUGAAAAUGAAAGAAAGACAAUUAAAGCUAUGCAUAUAGGUGCUUAUAUUCAUGCAAUAUUAUUUAUUUUAAAUACUUUAUGUAUAUACAGUUAGUUGUUAAAAUAAAGUCUAAGUGGGGCAGUAUUUGUUACUGUAAGAAAAACAAGUGUUCAUUUAAUGCUUAGACACAACUCAAUCUUCAUAUGAUAUAGACUAGGUGAGAUUUUUAUUUUACUUUUAUACUAUACAUUAUAGUUUUCUUUCUACUAGAUUUUGAGUUCCAUCCAUGUACCAAUGUUAAUAGGAUUUCAUAUAUAUUAAAUAGAUACUGGGAAUUAUUAAUGUUACAUACAUUUAUAUCUAUAGAUAUGAUGAGACUGUAUAAUAUUUCUGUAUUUACAGAGUUACAGUUAAAGGGAUGAGACUUACAUUUAAAUUUAUCAAUGAUAAUGCAUGUAUUGAUUAGGCUACAGUUUAUAUGUUUAUCCCUAAUGAUUUUGUUAACAAUAGCGUUAAAGGAGGAAUAUAGUAAAGGGUGACUUAGCCUGGAUGUUGUGGUUAUAUGCCUAACUUUAG
Molecule: messenger RNA, 3952 nt
Organism: Ruditapes philippinarum (Manila clam)
Lineage: Eukaryota; Metazoa; Mollusca; Bivalvia; Venerida; Veneridae
Exons: 2
Coding region: 200-2068 (622 amino acids)
Biological process (GO): protein O-linked glycosylation via mannose
Cellular component (GO): Golgi apparatus
Source: RefSeq, a predicted model, not a curated record